AUAACGCUGGUCACUUCAGUUUAUGCCCGACCCUGUCGUCGGUCGGAUCGGUGGAGGGAUCGCAGCGAGACAGAGACUGGUGGUCGACGAAGAAGACGAUCGGACGCGACGAGACGCGCGGACUCGCGUUAUCUUAGCCGCAAGCCAUCGAGCCAAGCGUAUCUGGUAAACCAGAGCGUCGCCACUCGCCGAUUUUCCUCGCUUGAUCAGGACGUUCAGCGGUGGAACCACUCGAGAAGCUGAACAAUGACGAUCACGGAGAACACGGAGUCGAAGAGGAAUUCCGCGGACGUUCGCAACGUGGUCGACGAGGCUGUCGAUCGACGUCCUCUGAACGGGGACACUCAGGAGUCCCAACGACCGGAGGAGACGUCGAAUUCGAGUACCGAGGGUAACCCGAGGAAGAACUCGUCGGUGAAGAUCGACGUGUCGAUCGUGAAAUCGAAGAGGACCGAUAAGGACGAGGAAGACGUCACGAGGAAGGACCCGGAUGCUGAUCGUAACGUGGUUGUUCCGCCGGAUGGGGGACUGCGGGCGUGGAUGAUCCUGAUAGGCAGUUUCGUCAUCAAUGGUAUACUCUUCAGCGUCAUAAACACGUACUCGUUGAUCUACCUGGAGUUGCAGAAGAGGCUCUUGGAGUCUGGAGAAACGGCCGCGUCUUCGAAAGCUGCCUUGGUAGGGUCGUUAACCAUUGGUACCACGUUCUUUUUAUCGCCGAUUUCUGGCAUUCUCACCGAUAAAAUUGGGAUUCAGACGACCACAUUUUUGGGUGGUGCUCUUGCUUCCGGUGGCAUGUUUCUAUCCUCCAUAUUGUCUAGCAAGGUGACAUUACUCUAUUUGACCUACGGAGUGAUGUACGGACUUGGCGCGAGUCUUGCCUACACGCCGAGUCUAGCGAUCCUGGGCCAUUAUUUUAAGAGAUACUUGGGCUUGGUCAAUGGAAUCGUCACGGCUGGAAGCUCCGUAUUUACAACCCUUAUGCCGUACCUGAUAGAAGUCAUACUUCGUCGUUUCGGACUCGAAGGGACUCUCAGGUUCCUGGCCAUGCUCACCGCGGUCGUUAUGGCGUGCGCCAUACUCUUCAAGCCGAUUCCACUAAACUCAGUGCCACGGGACAAACUGAAAUCCAAAUCGAACUUGAAAACUUGUCUGAGGCAAGUGGUGAAUGUCUCGAUUUGGAGGAAAAAACGUUACGUGGUAUGGGCUAGCUCUAUUCCCCUCGCUCUGUUCGGGUACUUCGUCCCGUAUGUUCACAUAGGGAAAUUCGUCGAGACGGUGUUCAAGGACGCGGAUGGCAAGCUACCGAUCAUGUGCAUCGGCAUCACUUCCGGUAUCGGGCGUCUCCUCUUCGGCUACAUCGCCGACUUACCUAGGGUGAACAGAAUAUUGUUGCAACAGAUAUCGUUCCUUAGCAUUGGUAUUCUUACAAUGCUUCUCCCAGUGACACCUUCGUUCAUGGUGUUGCUGCUGAUUUCUUUGGCCAUGGGGUUAUUCGACGGUUGCUUCAUAUCCCUUUUGGGCCCCAUUGCGUUCGAUAUAUGCGGUCGGGAAGGGGCGACACAAGCCAUUGGAUUUCUGUUAGGCAUGUGUUCUAUACCUUUGACUGUAGGACCUCCCAUUGCUGGUCUCCUGUAUGACCAUACCGGUAGCUAUGAUCUGCCAUUUUUCUUAGCCGGCAUCCCACCAAUAGUGGGCGCACUCACUAUGUUCCUGAUAAAAUUCGUGAAGGACGAAGAGCAGAAUACCAGUGUUAGUGGGAACGUAGGGGAUAAAGCUGCUUGUCAGAAUGGUCGGUAAACAGGCUGCUCGAGCACCGGCUUUCUGUCUCCGUGCCUCGUGACGACGGUCAGGCACGAG
Molecule: messenger RNA, 1857 nt
Organism: Eufriesea mexicana
Lineage: Eukaryota; Metazoa; Arthropoda; Insecta; Hymenoptera; Apidae
Gene: kar
Product: monocarboxylate transporter 10-like protein kar
Exons: 9
Coding region: 247-1797 (516 amino acids)
Biological process (GO): transmembrane transport
Molecular function (GO): transmembrane transporter activity
Source: RefSeq, a predicted model, not a curated record